CCAAAAAAUUUUGGGGGGCGUAAACGUCAUUCUGCAACCUAAAAUGAAAGGAUGAGAGCGGCCCAGGUAAUCUGCCUCGCCAAGAAAAAUGAAAGCUUGAGCCUUUGAAGUGGCUGACGAAGCCCAAAAGCACUUUCACUUGCUAGUCGACAAUCAAUUGCAGAUUAAUCUGGAAUUACAACUGCUUACUUUCUGGUUUCAUUGAUCAUUCAAACCAAAUCCUCUUUUAUCAUUACAGUGGCAAUCACAUAAACACACAAUUAGUUUGCAGUUUCUAUUUCUUCGCCUCUUUGCAGCCGAUUGUUUCGUUUUACGUUUCAGUUCAAUUUUGGAGCUGAAGAAGCUAGUGGUUGGUGUUUAUAUGUGGGUUAGGAUAUAAAAUUACUCAAAAUGGGCUCGGGCUCGGAUUCGGAGUCUAAUGGAUGGAGCCGAGCUCGAGGAUUGGUGGUAAAGACGCUGGUUUUGAUUGGAGGCGCGAUUCUGGUUAAACGCCUAACUAAAUCAACUACUCGUUGGGACCAUACUCGAAUUGUAACUCAAUCACUUAGCGGCGAGAAGUUCUCGAGAGAACAAGCAUCCAGAGAUCCUGAUAAUUACUUCAAUAUUAGAAUGCUUACUUGUCCAGCAGCGGAUAUGGUGGAUGGUUCCAAGGUUUUAUAUUUUGAACGAGCGUUCUGUAGGACUCCUCAAAAGCCCUUUCGACAGAGGUUUUAUAUGGUGAAGCCUUGUCCAAAGGAGUUGAAAUGUGAUGUUGAGGUGAGCUCAUAUGCCAUUAGAGAUGCAGAGGAGUACAAAAAUUUCUGUGAUCGCCCGAAGGACCAGCGUCCAUUGCCUGAAGAAGUUAUUGGUGAUAUUGCAGAACAUUUGACAACAAUAUAUCUUAAACGUUGUGACCGUGGAAAACGCUGUUUAUACGAAGGUUCUACUCCCCCUGGUGGAUUCCCAAAUUCAUGGAAUGGAGCAACCCACUGCACUUCUGAACUUGCAAUUUUGAAAAACAAUGAAAUACACACCUGGGAUAGGGGCUACGACGAUGAUGGAAAUCAGGUAUGGGGAGUGAAGGAUGGACCUUAUGAGUUCAAGCCUGCACCUGCCUCUAGUGUUAAUGGCAUGCUUCCUGCUUUGAAUUUCCCUCCUCCACAUUCAAUGGAGAAAAGAAUAGAGGGUUCUUUUGUCUUGCAAGAAUGAUCACUUGCUUGCUACAUAUAUAGCCCAUGUGUAAAGUUGCAAACUUUAAUUAUUUUAUCAAAUUACAAUUCUCUAACCAAUAAGAGUAUGUAUCCCAUCAAUUUUUUGUUU
Messenger RNA from Jatropha curcas, 1299 nucleotides. RefSeq names its product crumpled leaf (gene CRL). Gene Ontology annotation, biological process: protein-phycocyanobilin linkage. The record is from RefSeq and is a predicted model, not a curated record. Gene Ontology annotation, molecular function: lyase activity. NCBI's taxonomy places the organism in Eukaryota, Viridiplantae, Streptophyta, Magnoliopsida, Malpighiales, Euphorbiaceae.